Messenger RNA from Capronia epimyces CBS 606.96, 1419 nucleotides. RefSeq lists its product as uncharacterized. Gene Ontology annotation, cellular component: Swr1 complex. Gene Ontology annotation, molecular function: nucleosome binding. Bases 1 to 1419 code for a protein of 472 amino acids. The record is from RefSeq and is a predicted model, not a curated record. The transcript is spliced from 2 exons. Lineage: Eukaryota; Fungi; Ascomycota; Eurotiomycetes; Chaetothyriales; Herpotrichiellaceae.
AUGCCUCGAGGUUCAAAGACCACGCGUAACAACCCAGGUCUCCCAUCUACCACCUUUGUCCUCGAUAAUGGAGGCUACAGUCUCAAAGCGGGCUUUGCUCCGUCAGACGCAGUCUCAGACACCGAGGCGCUGUCAAAAUGCCACAUAAUUCCGAACGCGCUCGUGCGUACUCGAGACAAGAAAACCUACGUCGGCACACAGACCGAAGACAUUGUAGACUGGAGUGAAGCAUUGUUCCGGCGCCCAGUGGAAAAUGGGCAGAUCGUGAGUUGGGAGGCGGAAAAAGAGAUCUGGGAUCAAUCCUUCUUCGAUGAGCGGACUGCUGGGAACGAUCUCCUGGUGAGGAAUCCGGAGAACACCACACUGGUUUUCACUGAACCACCCAAUACCAUGCCUGCGCUCCAAAAGAAUGCCGAUGAGAUCAUCAUGGAGGAAUGGGGGUUUGGAGGCUACUCCAGGGUGAUCGGCCCUUCUUUGAACGCCUACAAUGAUCUCCAUCCUCUUUUCGAAGAAAUUCAAAGUCCUAUCCCGGCAGAACUGCCCAUGGAGUGCCUCCUCGUCAUCGACAGUGGCUACAGCCAUACCACAAUCACUCCACUCUUCAACGGUCACCCGAUACAUCGUGCAGUUCGCCGUCUAGACUUUGGAGGGAAGCACUUGACGAACUUGCUGAAAGAAGUGAUAUCUGUGCGCCAUUUCGAUCUGCACCAAGACACGAAAAUCAUCAACGACAUAAAAGAGGACGUCUGUUUCGUCAGCGAAGACUUCAAGGGUGAUCUGGAAAAAGGUUGGAAGGGCAAUAAUGGGCGUCAGAAUCUGAUUCGAGAUUUGGAUGGCGCCUCCGACCAUCAAACCCGACGGACGGAUGGGAUUCGAGUGGAUUACAUCCUCCCAGACGGCAUCCGUCUGUUACGAGGUUUCAGUCGGCCAUACGACCCGUCGUCAGCAGCACGCAAACGCAAACAAGCUGCGCUUUCUGGUCAAGCCGAUGCCGAGAUUUCGAUGACUUUGGGAAACGAGCGUUUCUCCGUUCCCGAAAUUCUAUUCUCGCCCAGCGACAUUGGCUCGAAACAGCCCGGACUCGCCGACAUCGUCAUGCAAUCACUUGCUGUUCUUCCUCCGCUCGUACAGGCCACCAUGCUGAGCAACGUACUUGUCGUGGGCGGGAAUGCCCAGAUUCCAGGCUUGGUCGAACGGAUCGAGGCCGAGCUGCGGACGAGGGUGAAGACGGAGUGGGCGGUCCGGGUGCGCAAAAUGCAGGAUCCCAUCACUUCGACUUGGUUGGGUGGAGCCAGGCUGGCGAGUCGGUAUCCAGGCACGGUGAGAGAAUUCGGCGUCAGUCGGGAAGAGUAUUUAGAGCAUGGAAGUGCCUGGACUGCUCGACGGUUUGUGAGUGGAGGGGCUGGAAAGGGGCCAUGA